AUGGAGCGAAUGUGGAAAAAGUAUACCGAGGAUUUGCCUGAGCCAAGGCCUAGCCGACUGCCAACCGUGACUGAAGGCCGAGUUGUCAUCUUGACCGGUUCCACAGGAAUGCUUGGUUCGUAUAUGCUAGCCCGCUUGGUAUCGGAUCCCCAGGGCAAUGGAAUGAUUCAGAGGGGGCUCACUACCGACUUCUCCAAGUGCACCUUUCAUCAUGUAGACAUGACAAAGCAAGACUUUGGGCUAGGCUCUCGCGUCUACGACCAUCUCCUUAGCAAGGCGGAUGGUAUCUUCCUCGUGGCGUGGCCAGUGAAUUUCAACUUGCCAUUUGAGACUUUCGAACCAUAUGUCCAUGGUAUCCGCAACGUCGGAAAAUUUGCAUCAGAAGAUCUGAAAUGCGUUGCGGCCAUCUUCAUCUCCACGAUCGACACCUGCAGCGGUUGGGAUGCUGUCAAGGGGCCCGUUCCAGAGUUGAGACUAGAAGAUCUCAAACUCCCAAGCACAGGAUAUGGACAGAGCAAGCUGAUUGCUAGUCUUGUACUUGAAGACGUGGCCAACGCUGGCAACUUCCCAGCUACCAUUGUUCGUGUCGGCCAGAUCGCCGGUUCCGAACACGAGACGCACAUCGGUGUGUGGAACAGGCACGACGACUUGGCACAGAAGAGCAGGGUUGACUGGGUGCCAGCUGAGAAGAUGGUGAGUUUCAUUUUCGAGGUUGCUGGGGAGAGUGGAUAUUUCCAUGGUGUCAACCCUGCGGCCACGACAUGGCCCGAACUGGCACGCGUGAUUCAGGAAUUCUACGGCCAAAAUCGUAUGUCCGAGGUCGUGAGCUUUAGAGACUGGGUUGGGCGCCUUGAGGAGAGCCAGACAGACGACGCUCAAAUACUACACAGCAACCCGAGCUUGAAGCUGCCAUAUUUAAACCAGUCUAUCUCUGCCGCUGAGGGUCAAGGGAAGUUCCCAUGCAUAAGCUUGAAAAGAGAUUAUAUUCCUAGUUAG
Molecule: messenger RNA, 996 nt
Organism: Xylaria bambusicola
Lineage: Eukaryota; Fungi; Ascomycota; Sordariomycetes; Xylariales; Xylariaceae
Product: ochratoxin A non-ribosomal peptide synthetase
Exons: 3
Coding region: 1-996 (331 amino acids)
Source: RefSeq, a predicted model, not a curated record